UGAAGGACAUCUCAAUUCGGAGAGCUCUCAGGCUGCAGUACGAGGUAAUUAGAAAUAUUUUCGAUCGAGCUUGUCAUAUAUAUAGUUGGAACAACAUUUUCACACUGGGUAUUGUUAUCGUCGCUCUAUUUGUGCUUGAUAUUGACCAGUCGAAAACCGCCAGGCUGAAAUACUCUUUCGCUCUAUGCAAGCUCAAUUGUAGUUCAGCCGUUUAUUUUGGUUCCCUACAUUGAUGUUAUACAUUUUGGUUGAGGGGUAUCAUGGCUGAUCCCACAUGCCGUAGUGGAGUUCGGUCGCUAGGAAUACCAUCCCAUGGUUUGUCACUCGCUUAGGCUACUCUUCCCCUAAUGGUGGGGUAUUGUAUUCAUCAGUUUGACAUUGUUCUCAUCGUUUAUGUGCCUGGACAGUAAACACAGACACUCAGCCGCGGAAAUUUCAAAAAAGGUGAUCGAACCCGGAGGAUAUGGAGUGCCCGAGAAGAGGAGAUAUUGGCUGCAUCAAUGCUUGAGCUACUUGCUCAAGGAUGGAAAUCCAACAAUGGCUUUCGUACUGGGUAUUUGGGUAAGAUUGAGGACAGUCUACGCAAGGAAUUUCCGAAUACCGAUCUCAAAGGCACGCCCCAUAUCACCUCCAGGAUAAGCGUGUGGAAGAAGAGCUACACAAGCCUGACAAAAAUACUAGGCCGGAGUGGCGUGGGAUUCAAUUCGGAUGGGAAAUAUAUGAUCGAAUGCGAUGACGAUCAGUGGGAGGCAAUCGUCCAGGCUGAUAAGGAUGCGAAGUUCACGCGGGCCAAGUCAUGGCCGUUAUGGGAAACAUGGAAGGCCAUUUUUGGAAAGGAUCGUGCUAGCGGUGCAGGGGCAGAACAAGUUGAUGAUUCGGUGCAGUGGCCCAAGUGGUAGCGAGGUCAAUGAGAACGAGUUCCCAGGCUUCGAAGACCAUGAUUCCGACAAUGUGGUUCAUCUGUCACAGGCGUCGGGCUUUGAAGGCUACAGCUCCGGUAACAAUGGCAAACAAGCUUCCAUCAACAAGUCCGGCGGGAGUCAGAAGCGCAAACACGGUGGAGCCGAUGCAGCACUUAUGGAAUUCCUCUCAAAUCUGCAUGAUGAGACGAACGCUCGCCUCGAGGUGAUUUCAUCGAGAAUCGACUAUGAAUUCAAUCUUGGAAAGGCUAAGCAAGAUGUUUUCGACAAGCUGAAAAUUGUGGAAGGCCUCACGCUCGAUCAAAGGUACGAACUGUGCAACAUCUUAAGCGACAAGCCGCAGCAGCUUGAGGUAUUCAUGGGAAUGAGAGCUGGCGCUCGUCUUGGAUACCUGUUGAAGCUUAUCGAGGAGAAUCAGAAAGUAAUGUGAAAUGAGAUUAAUGGUGAAUUGCGUGCCUUUUGUUGCUACCUUUAUCGGUUGGGGCAAACUGAUGCAAAAUGGUAAUUAGAUCGCAAACGCAUAUUUUGGAUGUAGCUAGCGUGUAUUAGGAUAUGAACCUUUGAUGACUAUGCGCUCUAUCGAGCAGUUUGUACAGCUCCUAUUGUAUGAAGUGAUGCAUAUGCUAUACUUAUGUGCUU
Molecule: messenger RNA, 1559 nt
Organism: Salvia splendens (bonfire salvia)
Lineage: Eukaryota; Viridiplantae; Streptophyta; Magnoliopsida; Lamiales; Lamiaceae
Exons: 3
Coding region: 733-1350 (205 amino acids)
Source: RefSeq, a predicted model, not a curated record